AUGCCCCGCCAGGCCGCCGCUGAGCUGUGGAAGAACGUGAAGUUCCUGAAGCAGAAGAUCAGCCCUGAGGGCUGCGAGGCCCUGGGAAAGGGCUGCUCGGCUCCGACAGGCGGUAGAAAGGUGCCUGAGAAUCUGAGGGUCCCUCGGGGGGAGCGGGGAGGAUUAGCCAUGGGAAACACAGAGUCUGAGGCGGCGGUUCUCCUCCGUGAGAACCCUGACGAGGCAGAGAUGCGCAGGAGGGCAUGUACCACCUGGCUGGCCCUGAAUGGCCCAGCUCACACUCAGGCCCGGCUGGCUUCCUGGAAUGAGGAAAGGCUGCUCAGCCUCCAAUGUUAUCCCUGGAAGAAGCCCGCUGGGAUAGGAGAGAUGGAGGCCACCCACCGUCCCAUUCCUGCUGAGGGCAGCGAGCCCCCAGGAGCGGCUGAGGGCGGUUGCCUGGCGACAGCGGAGCUAUUCCGCCGCGAGUCCUUUCAGCGGAGGUCCCCUUCAGCCUCUCAUUCAAGCCUCUCCGCCCGGGGCUCCGGGGACCGGGACGCGCCGGGUCCUAAAGCCCUUCGAGCUUCGUUCCCGGCCAGGACCUCAACCGGAGCAGCCGAGAGGAGAAGCAAACCGCACGCGAUGGCCAAACCCUAG
This is a messenger RNA of Rangifer tarandus platyrhynchus (Svalbard reindeer), 633 nucleotides long. NCBI's taxonomy places the organism in Eukaryota, Metazoa, Chordata, Mammalia, Artiodactyla, Cervidae. The record is from the annotation of a GenBank genome assembly.